This is a messenger RNA of Ochotona princeps (American pika), 7589 nucleotides long. RefSeq names its product CDC42 binding protein kinase alpha (gene CDC42BPA). Gene Ontology annotation, biological process: peptidyl-threonine phosphorylation; actomyosin structure organization. The record is from RefSeq and is a predicted model, not a curated record. The transcript is spliced from 38 exons. The coding region runs from base 1236 to 6629 and encodes 1797 amino acids. Gene Ontology annotation, cellular component: actomyosin; cytoplasm; cytoskeleton. Gene Ontology annotation, molecular function: protein serine/threonine kinase activity; ATP binding. Lineage: Eukaryota; Metazoa; Chordata; Mammalia; Lagomorpha; Ochotonidae.
GCGGUGACCGGGGGGGCCUCGCGGAGCCCAGAGCGCGGGCGCGAGAGGAGAGGAAAGGCGGGGGAGGCUGAGAGGGAGAGGAAGGGAGUGGUUGCGAGCCGGGCUGCGGCAGCCUCUGGUCACCUCACCGGCGGCAGCAACCCGUCCUCCCGUGCCCGUGCCGCCUCCCUCUCUCCCAGGAAAGAUGCCCUUAACCCAGGGGUGUGAAGAAGGGGGAGAAGUCGCUGCUGGAACCGCCCGUGCCGCCGCCGCCGUCCGUGUCCUUUGAAUCCAGAAGAGCACCCCCGCCCCACCCCCCGCCAGGGGCGACGCGAGCCUUGGUGCGGGUGUGAGGGAGACCGGGCUCUGCGCCCGGCGCGGCCCACGAGCGACCACCGCCAUGGAACGGGCUGGGCCGACCGAGUAGCCGCCGCUCCCCGAGCCCGGGUGCCAGAGGCGCCCGCAGCCCGCCUUUCCCACCUCCGGCCGCGCCGCGGGGUCAGGCCGCUGGGAGAAGCCGGGAGAAAAAUGAGGAGUUUUCACUGGAAUCUGUCGGAAAUAGGACUAACUGCAAAGCCUUAAAAGAGAAAAAAAGGAUUAACGAAACCCGCCUCCAGGCUGGACUUGGCGUGUUCGGAGGCGAGGGGUUGCCUUUGGGACCUCGCCCCCCUUCCUUUCCCGCUGGAGAAGUCGCCGCGGAUGCAUUAUCCAAGUGGUGGUUGAGCGCAUUUGCAGCAGAAUUUUUGUUUUUUUCUUCCCCCUACUAUACAUUCUGCUUUUCUCCCAUCUCCUGUUUCUCACCCCCCCCCCCUUUUUUCCCUGGGAAGUGAAUUGCUGAUGCAAAUGGGACUUUAUUCAUUAAUGAUGCAACCGGAUUCGUUUCAGGAUUAUGUUGCACGAGUUGAAUUUUGAAUGAAGGAGGAGAGUUUUUUUUUUAGGAAGUGUUGAUUCUUUAUUCAAUCUUUUAAUUAUUUUAUUUAAAUAGACGAUUUAUCUGUAUUCUUUUAAGAUGUAUUAAAUAUUUUAUGGCAGCCCUCCAAAUAGAUGUAUAUGGGUGAAAUUGAAGACGCUUCAGUUAAGUGAGGUUCCGGUGUGUUGGAUGUUUAAUUCAACACCGGCAUUGCCUGACAGUUGUUUGAAUAACAAGUGGUUUGUUGUUUUUUAAAAACCACACCUCUUCAAAUUUAGGCACAAAUAGCAACAGUCAAAAGGCAGCCUACGAUUUGGAAGGCAGACCUGCAGAAAUUGAAGCCAACAUGUCUGGCGAAGUGCGUUUGAGGCAGUUGGAGCAGUUUAUUUUGGAUGGGCCGGCUCAGACCAAUGGGCAGUGCUUCAGCGUGGAGACCUUGCUGGAUAUACUCAUCUGCCUGUAUGAUGAAUGCAAUAAUUCUCCACUGAGAAGAGAGAAGAACAUUCUUGAAUACUUAGAAUGGGCUAAACCAUUUACUUCUAAAGUCAAACAAAUGCGAUUACAUAGAGAAGACUUUGAAAUAUUAAAGGUGAUUGGUCGAGGAGCUUUUGGUGAGGUUGCUGUAGUAAAACUGAAAAAUGCAGAUAAGGUAUUUGCCAUGAAAAUACUGAAUAAAUGGGAAAUGUUGAAACGAGCUGAGACAGCAUGUUUUCGUGAAGAAAGGGAUGUAUUAGUGAAUGGAGAUAAUAAAUGGAUUACAACCUUGCACUAUGCUUUCCAAGAUGACAAUAAUUUAUACCUGGUAAUGGAUUACUAUGUUGGUGGGGAUUUGUUAACUUUGCUCAGCAAAUUUGAAGAUAGAUUGCCUGAAGAUAUGGCUCGAUUUUACUUGGCUGAGAUGGUAAUAGCAAUAGAUUCAGUUCAUCAACUACAUUAUGUGCACAGGGACAUCAAACCUGACAAUAUAUUGAUGGAUAUGAAUGGGCAUAUUCGAUUAGCAGAUUUUGGUUCUUGUCUGAAGCUAAUGGAAGAUGGAACGGUUCAGUCCUCAGUGGCUGUUGGAACCCCAGAUUAUAUCUCUCCUGAAAUCCUGCAAGCAAUGGAAGAUGGAAAAGGCAGAUAUGGACCUGAAUGUGACUGGUGGUCUUUGGGUGUCUGUAUGUAUGAAAUGCUGUAUGGAGAAACACCAUUUUAUGCAGAAUCUCUGGUGGAGACAUACGGAAAAAUCAUGAAUCAUAAAGAGAGGUUUCAGUUUCCAGCCCAAGUGACGGAUGUGUCUGAAAAUGCUAAAGAUCUCAUUCGAAGGCUCAUUUGUAGUAGAGAGCACCGGCUUGGUCAAAAUGGAAUAGAAGACUUUAAGAAACAUCCAUUUUUUAGUGGAAUUGAUUGGGAUAAUAUUCGAAACUGUGAAGCACCAUAUAUUCCAGAAGUUAGUAGCCCAACAGAUACAUCAAAUUUUGAUGUAGAUGAUGAUUGUUUAAAAAAUUCUGAAACAAUGCCUCCACCAACACAUACUGCGUUUUCUGGCCACCAUCUACCAUUUGUUGGUUUUACAUAUACUAGUAGCUGUGUCCUUUCUGAUCGGAGCUGUUUAAGGGUAACAGCUGGUCCCACCUCACUGGAUCUUGAUGCUAAUGUUCAAAGAACUUUAGAUAACAACUUAGCCACUGAAGCUUAUGAAAGAAGAAUUAAACGCCUUGAACAGGAAAAACUUGAACUCAGUAGAAAGCUUCAAGAGUCAACACAGACUGUCCAGGCUCUGCAGUAUUCAACUGUUGAUGGUCCAUUAACAGCAAGUAAAGAUUUAGAAAUAAAAACUUUAAAAGAAGAAAUUGAGAAACUAAGGAAACAAAUAACAGAGUCAAGUCAUUUGGAACAGCAGCUUCAAGAAGCGAAUUCUGUGAGGCAAGAACUGGAUGAUGCUUUUAGACAAAUCAAGGCUUAUGAAAAACAGAUCAAAACGUUACAGCAAGAAAGGGAAGACUUAAAUAAGGAACUAGUCCAGGCUAGUGAGCGAUUAAAAAACCAGUCCAAAGAGCUGAAAGAUGCACACUGUCAGAGGAAACUGGCCAUGCAGGAAUUCAUGGAGAUCAAUGAGCGACUAACAGAAUUGCACACCCAAAAACAGAAACUUGCUCGCCAUGUCCGAGAUAAGGAAGAAGAGGUGGACCUGGUGGUGCAAAAAGUUGAAAGCUUAAGGCAAGAACUGCGCAGAACAGAAAGAGCCAAAAAAGAGUUGGAAGUUCAUACAGAAGCUUUGGCUGCAGAAGCAUCUAAAGAUAGGAAACUACGUGAACAGAGUGAACACUAUUCUAAGCAACUGGAAAAUGAAUUGGAGGGACUGAAGCAAAAACAAAUUAGUUACUCACCAGGAAUAUGCAGCAUAGAGCAUCAGCAAGAGAUAACAAAACUAAAGACUGAUUUGGAAAAGAAAAGUAUCUUUUAUGAAGAAGAAUUAACAAAAAGAGAAGGGCUACAUGCAAAUGAAAUAAAAAAUCUGAAAAAAGAACUGCAUGAUUCAGAAGGUCAGCAACUUGCUCUCAAUAAAGAAAUUAUGAUUUUAAAAGACAAAUUGGAAAAAACCAGAAGAGAAAGCCAAAGUGAAAGGGAAGAAUUUGAAAAUGAGUUCAAGCAGCAGUAUGAACGAGAAAAAGUGUUGUUAACCGAAGAAAAUAAAAAGUUGACAAGUGAGCUUGAUAAGCUUACCACUUUGUAUGAAAAUUUAAGUAUGCGCAACCAGCAGUUAGAGGAAGAGGUAAAAGAUCUAGCAGACAAAAAAGAAUCAGUUGCACAUUGGGAAGCUCAAAUCACAGAAAUAAUUCAGUGGGUCAGUGAUGAGAAAGAUGCACGUGGAUACCUCCAAGCCUUAGCUUCUAAAAUGACUGAAGAAUUGGAAGCAUUAAGAAAUUCCAGUUUGGGUACACGAGCAACCGACAUGCCCUGGAAGAUGCGCCGUUUUGCAAAACUGGAUAUGUCAGCUAGAUUGGAAUUACAGUCGGCCCUGGAUGCUGAAAUAAGGGCCAAACAAGCCAUCCAGGAAGAACUGAAUAAAGUUAAAGCAUCUAGCAUCAUCACUGAAUGUAAACUAAAAGAUUCAGAAAAGAAGAACUUGGAACUGCUUUCAGAAAUUGAACAGCUGAUAAAGGAUACUGAAGAGCUUAGAUCUGAAAAGGGUAUAGAGCACCAAGACUCACAGCAUUCUUUCUUGGCAUUUUUGAAUACGCCUACCGAUGCUCUGGAUCAAUUUGAAGAUUCCUUUUCUUCUUCCUCAUCUUCACUGAUUGAUUUUUUGGAUGACCCUGUAGACUCUACUCCACUGCCAGUUCACACACCAACCUUAAGAAAAAAGGCAUGUCCUGGUUCAACUGGUGUCCCACCAAAGCGCAAGACUCAUCAGUUCUUUGUAAAAUCUUUUACUACUCCUACCAAAUGUCAUCAGUGUACCUCUUUGAUGGUGGGUUUGAUCAGACAGGGCUGUUCAUGCGAAGUGUGUGGAUUCUCAUGUCAUAUAACUUGUGUGAAUAAAGCUCCAACGACUUGUCCAGUUCCUCCUGAACAAACAAAAGGUCCUCUGGGGAUAGAUCCACAGAAAGGAAUAGGAACAGCAUAUGAGGGCCAUGUCAGGAUUCCUAAGCCAGCUGGAGUGAAAAAAGGAUGGCAAAGAGCAUUGGCUGUGGUUUGUGACUUCAAACUCUUUCUGUAUGAUAUUGCUGAAGGAAAAGCGUCUCAGCCCACAGUUGUCAUUAGUCAAGUCAUUGACAUGAGGGAUGAAGAAUUUUCUGUGAGCUCAGUCUUGGCUUCUGAUGUUAUUCAUGCAAGUCGAAAAGACAUUCCUUGUAUUUUUAGAGUCACAGCUUCCCAGCUUUCAGCAUCUAAUAACAAAUGUUCAAUCCUGAUGCUAGCAGAUAGUGAAAAUGAGAAGAGUAAGUGGGUGGGAGUGUUGAGUGAACUGCAAAAGAUUUUGAAGAAGAACAAAUUCCGAGAUCGGUCAGUCUAUGUUCCUAAAGAGGCAUAUGACAGCACUCUACCCCUCAUUAAAACAACCCAAGCAGCUGCAAUUAUAGAUCAUGAAAGGAUAGCUUUGGGAAAUGAAGAAGGGCUAUUUGUUGUACAUGUCACCAAAGAUGAAAUUAUUCGAGUUGGUGACAACAAGAAGAUUCAUCAGAUUGAAAUCAUUCCAAAUGAUCAGCUUGUUGCUGUGAUCUCAGGACGAAAUCGUCAUGUUCGACUCUUUCCUAUGUCAGCACUGGAUGGGCGAGAGACAGAGUUUUACAAACUGGCAGAAACUAAAGGGUGUCAGACUAUAACUUCUGGAAAAGUGCGCCAUGGUGCUGUUACAUGCCUAUGUGUGGCCAUGAAAAGACAGGUCUUUUGUUAUGAACUAUUUCAGAGUAAGACCCGUCACAGAAAAUUUAAAGAAAUUCAAGUCCCAUAUAAUGUCCAGUGGAUGGCAAUCUUCAGCGAACAGCUGUGUGUGGGAUUCCAGUCAGGAUUUCUGCGAUACCCCUUGAGUGGAGAAGGAAGUCCGUGUAGCAUGCUUCAUUCAAAUGACCAUACACUAUCAUUUAUUGCACAUCAGCCAAUGGAUGCCAUCUGUGCAGUUGAGAUCUCCAGUAAAGAGUAUCUGCUGUGUUUUAACAGCAUUGGGAUAUACACGGAUUGUCAGGGUCGGAGAUCCAGACAACAGGAAUUGAUGUGGCCAGCAAAUCCUUCCUCUUGUUGUUACAAUGCACCGUAUCUCUCAGUAUACAGUGAGAAUGCAGUCGAUAUCUUUGAUGUGAACUCCAUGGAGUGGAUUCAGACUCUUCCUCUUAAAAAGGUUCGACCCUUAAACAGUGAAGGAUCAUUAAAUCUUUUAGGAUUGGAGACAGUAAGAUUAAUAUAUUUCAAAAAUAAGAUGGCAGAAGGAGAUGAACUGGUAGUUCCUGAAACAUCAGAUAACAGUAGAAAACAAAUGGUUAGAAAUAUUAACAAUAAACGCCGUUACUCCUUCAGAGUCCCAGAAGAGGAAAGGAUGCAACAGAGGAGGGAGAUGCUACGAGAUCCAGAAAUGAGAAAUAAGUUAAUUUCUAACCCAACUAAUUUUAAUCACAUAGCACACAUGGGUCCUGGAGAUGGAAUCCAGAUCCUAAAAGACCUUCCCAUGCCAGGUUUCCCUUAUCCAUCCCCUCAUCAUCACUCCGGUCUGAUAUCCUCUCCGAUCAACUUUGAACACAUCUAUCACAUGACCGUUAAUUCUGCUGAAAAAUUUCUCUCUCCUGAUUCCAUAAACCCUGAAUAUUCCCCGACUCUGCGUUCUGUCCCUGGUACACCAAGCUUUCUGACUCUGAGGAACCCUCGGCCUCAGGAAAAUCGGGCAGUAUUCAGUGGCUCAGUCAGUAUUCCAUCUAUCACCAAGUCCCGCCCUGAGCCAGGUCGUUCCAUGAGUGCCAGUAGUGGCCUCUCAGCAAGGUCAUCUGCUCAGAACGGCACUGCAUUAAAGCGGGAAUUCUCUGGUGGAAGCUACAACGCAAAGCGACAGCCCAUGCCAUCCCCGUCAGAGGGCUCUCUGUCUUCCGGAGGCAUGGACCAAGGAAGUGACACACCAGCAAGGGACUAUGAUGGAGAGGACUCUGAUUCUCCAAGGCAUUCCACAGCUUCCAACAGUUCCAACCUAAGCAGCCCCCCAAGCCCAGUUUCACCCCGAAAGACCAAGAGCCUGUCUCUGGAGAGCACCGACCGUGGGAGCUGGGACCCGUGAGCUGCUUUAGCACUUGGACCAGGGUGGCUCUGGCUGCCGGCUCCUCUCCACUCGGCUCUUCUCCCUUUCGUUUCUUCUCUCCACCUUGGCCUGAAGCCCGAAAAUGACCAGGGAUGGGUGGCAGCAGCAGGGUAGGGACUCGGGUUCUGGCACACGCCUCACAGAUCCAUACCCCCAGCCUAACAGCAGCAACAAAGGCAGACUUUCUUUAAGCAGCUUAGAUCAAUAUUGUUUCAUUUCAUUCAUUCCCUUAGAGUUGCUUUCAGUAAUAUUUUACCCUUCCCUCAAAAGGUAGCUUAAAUAGACAGAUCACACAAGUGUAAAUGAUAAGAGUAAGAUUAGGCAGUUUUGUUUCACAGUAGAGCCUCACUUUAGUCCUGAGACAACGCAUGGAUUUCUCGGCGCCCUGAGGGCGGACCAUCCCUGGAAUGGCACUGUGUGUGUGUCACCUGAGUGUUGCCGGGAAGUCCUUAUGAAUUAAAACAAACAUAUUUUACUACAAUACAGAGUUUAAAUAAAUACAUAAAUGUAGAAGUUAAAUACUGAAUGUAUAUAGCAAAAGAAGCAUCUUGUAUUCAAUGAAAGAUGGUGCAUAUAUGAGAAAGAGAUCAUUAAUUUAAAAAAAAUGUGUUCCUUAUCUGUUUCCCAACUUAGUAAGGUCAAGGGUAGAAGGGCCUUAGCUGGUGUUGAUAGAGGGAGAAGAAAGAAUGCAGUCUGCUCAGUGCCCUGGUCUCCACCCUCGGCAUGUUGAGGUGCCGGAAGCCUGCAGACUUGGGGUUCACUGGUUUACAAGCCCACCCAGGAACCAAAGUUUGAAUGUGUUAAAGCCACUUCAACAGUGGCAUCUAAAGGUAAACUCACCUGUACCCAAGACAUUUCUUUUUCUGGUGGGAAGAAUUUGAACCAUAAGUUUCUUGUUUCUUACUACAUUAUAUCCUGUGCAAAUGAAUGUAAAAAUAC